Molecule: messenger RNA, 792 nt
Organism: Lathyrus oleraceus (garden pea)
Lineage: Eukaryota; Viridiplantae; Streptophyta; Magnoliopsida; Fabales; Fabaceae
Exons: 5
Coding region: 50-655 (201 amino acids)
Biological process (GO): protein ubiquitination
Cellular component (GO): nucleus
Molecular function (GO): ubiquitin protein ligase activity; protein binding
Source: RefSeq, a predicted model, not a curated record
CCGAUUCACUUCGUCGUCGCAACCCAAUUUUCCACCGUCUCUGCUAACAAUGGACGGCGAAGAAGAAGAUGAACAAGUGAUAGCUGAAGAAGUUGAAGCCAUGAAAUCCGUUUAUGAAAACGAUUGUACCAUUCUCAAUUCCAUUCCUCCUCACUUCCAUUUAUCCCUCAAACCCAGAACCGCUGAUGUUUCUUCUCACCAGUUUGUAGAAAUUGUUCUUGAGGUACAUGCAACUCCACAGUAUCCAAAAGAACCUCCUUCUGUUGCUAUUGUGGAUUGCAAGGGUUUGGAUCAACAUAGACAAAAGCAUUUAUUGAAUCAUAUUCAAACUAAAGCCAACGAGCUUUCCCCUGGAUUAAUGCUCGUAGCUCUUUGUGAGGAAGCUGUAGAGAAACUCUUAGAUAUGAAUCAUCCUGAUGGUGAUUGUCCAUUGUGCUUAUUCCCAUUGGUGACAGAAGAACACCAAAGUGAAACCUUGCCUUUUAUGAAGUUAAUGUCUUGCUUUCACUGUUUUCACAGUGAAUGUAUCAUUAGAUGGUGGAAUUGGCUUGAGAGUUCUAAACAAACAGGGUCUUCCAAAUCAGAUAAUGCAACGGCUCGUCGUAACAGGGGUAUGUGUAAUUGUAAAGUUGCAUUUGACGAUAGACAUGUAUAAAUAUAGUUUUCUUCAGUGUGAAAUCAUUCACUUUUACAAAGUAUAGAAGCUUGAAGGACUAAUAAUCUAAUAUUCCUUACUGUAAAUCCUCUUAAGACAUGGUUGGCUCCUAAAUAAAUUCCAAAAUUUUCAAAUUU